CAGGUACCUAACACAUCAAAACAGGUACACACUAAAAACAUGCCGGACGGUAUUGCGGACUUUAGCAUUGAUGCCGUCUGUUUAUUUAUAAACCCAUGCAUAAGAGACCCUGUCGAGUUGCUGAGGUCGAAGCUUAUAAGAUGUCUAUUAAACGAAUGCUUGCAAUUCAGAACACUCAAGGGUCUUAAAUGUAGACUACAAAACCACAGAUUUGUGACACCUGAGUAUAUAAAGUCGAUAUUAGCUGCAGUUGAGGAGGCGUGUCAAUUGUUCAAGCUACCUGAGUGCGCUGUUGACAUAGUUACCGAUGAUAAAGAAGAAGUAGAUUCCCCGGCUAUCUUGCCAAAACCCGAGCAUAUGGCACAUAUCAGACCUAUGGAAAACAGCUCACAUUUCGAGAGAGCACUCAUGGACUUCUUCACUCCUUUUAUAUACCACAAUGCACUAUACAAACAUUACAAUUUGCAACCGGUUGAAGAACUGCUUAUAUGUGGAGCUAACGCCAGUAAAAAAUUCAUCAGGUGGUUUAAAUCUCUACAGGCUGCUGUAAAUAAUGAUUCUUCCAAAUCUCGCGUGGAGCUGCUAAACCUCCAUAUAAUAAGGAUAGAAGAUAUUUUGUCACCUUACUUUGGUGAGAGUGAGCGGCGUUUGGCCUCGUCAUUUGGAUAUGCCAUGUCUACUGUUGGCAAAGGUCUGACUUGCAUUUGCAUAGAGGGAAUACAUCAUUUUCAAGCCAAUAAGGACGAUCUCACUGAUCUUGAUCGCAGAUUGCUGGCUACUCUACUAUUGCUGUUAGACGGCGUUUCCAAGGCGGAUACGAUAUUGCCAAUGUCCAAUGUUGACGCAAAGGCCAGAUUGAAGGGACCGCUGAUGAUAGUUGCCACCAGUGACAAGCCAUCAGAAGAACUUUCUGAAUCACUCACAAGGCCAGGAAGGCUUAGCAGGACAAUCAAUUAUACAGAUUGACCUAGAUACAACAGUUGAAAACCGACGCCGAAACUGGCGACGGUGAUUGAACUUUUCCUAAU
Babesia bovis T2Bo is the source of this 1028-nucleotide messenger RNA. Its product is annotated as ATPase associated with various cellular activities (AAA) family protein. Bases 40 to 966 code for a protein of 308 amino acids. The transcript has 2 exons. NCBI's taxonomy places the organism in Eukaryota, Apicomplexa, Aconoidasida, Piroplasmida, Babesiidae. Gene Ontology annotation, molecular function: ATP binding; ATP hydrolysis activity. The record is from RefSeq and is a predicted model, not a curated record.